UUGAAACGUCUAGACGUAAAAUCAGUUUGACAAUGUUUAGCAGCAAGCAGUGCUUAGUAGUAGUGCUAGCAGUACUUUUAACUUUUGCCUGCGUGCAAGCAACGCCUAUGCUAUAUAGACGUAAUCCAGAUGAAAAGUAUGAAGCGGACUUGGUGGCCGUCUCCUCAACGGUUAUACCACUGACUGUGCUCGAGGUUAGCUACGGCGUGGGCGGCAAGCCAAGUGAGGAAUAUAAAGCAGCUUAUAUACGCAAGCUGCGGCAACAGGUGCUGAGGCGUAAAGGUGCAGGAGGAGCCGCCGCAGAGGCAGAGGCUGCGUCCAUUGGCGAGGCAACAAUCACUGAGCUAUUGCCAGCAACUGCUCCAAGUGAUGCAGAUGCGCUAAUCACUGUCAAGUCGCGUCAAAAGGCACAGGUCAAGGCCACCAAUUAGCCAAGUCUACAACUCAAUAACAAGCUGUUAACUGUUAUUCGCAAUCGUUGUUGUUAUGUCAGCGUAACGCGUUGCGUUGGUUGUUUAAUGGCAAUGAUAUCAUUGCGUAGCUAAUAAACUAUAAAUAAUACAUACGAACAAGUUGCUAUACACCCACGACUUUGACUGAUCGGCGAGCUCUGUUCGUUCGAAAGUUGUCUGGACAAAGAUCGUCUUCAGUUGAAUUUUGAUAAACGUAGGCGUAUAUACUAGUUAAAUAUUUACGUACGUACAGCUAUUAAUCAACAUAAAAAAGGCAAUUAAAUUACUCAGCGUUG
This is a messenger RNA of Drosophila busckii, 748 nucleotides long. RefSeq lists its product as uncharacterized. The coding region runs from base 33 to 431 and encodes 132 amino acids. The transcript has 3 exons. The record is from RefSeq and is a predicted model, not a curated record. Lineage: Eukaryota; Metazoa; Arthropoda; Insecta; Diptera; Drosophilidae.